AUGGCUCGAGCAAGUGGUAUCCCCGGAAACUCGACAGAGUGGGAGGAUUGCAUGCAUGACGAGGGCCUAGAUUCCGGGGAAAUCAAGGUUUCGGAUAUAUCCUAUAGGUCGGCGUCAAAGCUAGAUUCGCGAAUGUUUCUCUGCCUGAAAAUCUUAGUGGGGAGAUAUCACCCCAGCCAGCUGAACGUGCAGGCCAUCGUCGACGCAUCCUAUGAGCCGCCGGAUUUCGAGCUUUUGAAAGACGUUAUCGACAAGUGCGACGGGCAAGGAGACCCCUUCUGGGUAAAGGGCCUUAAGCCGAAUUUGUUCAGCCUCCACCAGUACUUGACACAUCUUGUCAUGAACUCGGAGAAGAUCGAACCUGAUGAUGAGGCUUCCAAACUCACAAUCUUCCAACAGUACCUGCAAAAGAAGAAUGAGAAGAAGGCGAUAGCAGCAAUGAAGGCACUCAGCGUCAGCAGCCCCCCUCCCGGGAGUACCGCAUCAACUUCGCCGCCAAGUGCGUCAUCGACUUCAUCGUCAAGUGCCUCCCCCGUCGUAGCCGCCUCGCCUUCGUCGAACCCUCAGGCUCAAUACGAGGCUGUAGUGAACAUGUCUCUCGUCGUCUUUCUUUCCAGCAUUAGGCUCCACUCUACCGAGCUGGAGUCCGCCUGGGUAGCCCACUGGCAUCCGGAUCCCAAGGCCUUCGUGCUGAAGAAUUCUCAGGGUCAACAAUUGCUUCAGGCCCGAGUGGACGGCUAUCUCUCCCGGAAGGGCUCGAGGGAUGCCUUUGCAAUCCUCGAGACGAAACCGUUUGUCCGCGAGGCCAAGCGCGACGACAUAGAAAGACAAGAAGGCGCCCAGAUGGCGGCCUGGAUUGCGUCUGACCCCAGAUCCAAAGCACCUGGCGUCCUUAGGAAAGCUAACGAGCGUGAUAUUCGACGUCGGGUCCUGAUUUCUCAGGAUAGGCACGAGAUAUAUGUAACCAUUGCAGAGUAUGACGUCGACUAUGUCGAGUACAUCACGGAUGAGAGGGUCGGUGGGCUUGCAGGCCGCAAAACUCCUCCCUCGCCGUCGCGCCCGCCGGUUAAGAAGAGAGCAAAUUCAGACUCUUCGUCGGAGUCGGGUGCGUCAUCUCAUGCAUCGUCCCACCCGCCGUCCCAUGCGUCGUCCCAUGCGUCGUCUAAGGGCUCUUCGCACGGUCGUGGACCGGACGCGGGCUUCCUGAAGAUGAACGUGUACGGCCCUUUCCGCAUCAAUCAUGCAAGAGAAAUGAAGAAUCUUGCGCAAAUUGUUACACAUCUCUGCGUAGCUCUUCUUGCCUGA
Scedosporium apiospermum is the source of this 1305-nucleotide messenger RNA. RefSeq lists its product as uncharacterized. The coding region runs from base 1 to 1305 and encodes 434 amino acids. The transcript is spliced from 2 exons. NCBI's taxonomy places the organism in Eukaryota, Fungi, Ascomycota, Sordariomycetes, Microascales, Microascaceae. The record is from RefSeq and is a predicted model, not a curated record.